Molecule: messenger RNA, 949 nt
Organism: Ambispora gerdemannii
Lineage: Eukaryota; Fungi; Glomeromycota; Glomeromycetes; Archaeosporales; Ambisporaceae
Source: the annotation of a GenBank genome assembly
AUGCCAGACUAUCAUGACGCACUUCGGUUUCUUUACAGUGUUCACUUAAUAUUGCUUGACGCCACACUAUGUGUAUUCCCAGUACUUGCAUUAUGUCUCAUACCAAAUAUUUUCAUUCUGUUAAUUUGGUUCCCAGCAUUUAUCAGAAAUGUUUAUCGAUAUAUCUAUUUCAAUAAGCAUAUUGGACCGAACUUGAAAUUCGUAGUAUUUCUAUUUUCUCCUGUUCUGAUCGUGCUCUAUUUGCCAGUUGGAAUUUCAGUAUGUGUGAUUUAUACGAUUUGGAUUGUACUAUUGGGUCCAAUUAUCGAACAUGCAGCGCGAAGUGAGGAUCAUUUAUACGACCUUUCUCAAACAGCCGCAUUGGUUUAUUAUUUGUAUCAUCGAGCGCGAGGCCAUGAUCUGGUGGAACUAAAUGCCUAUAAUCCUGAACUGGAAGAGCGAUGGUCGUAUUUAUCAGAAUCACCGGUAGCUGCACCAUUCACUUCUGCAUUACAAUUAUCCGCGGGAAUGUGGGCAGUCCACUCAAAAAUAAUACCGGAAAUGGUAGACGAUGAAAAACGAUACCAAGGAAAUACAAUAGAUUUCGCUUUUUGGCGUCUCGUGGUGGGCAUAUCUAUUUUCCCAUUUUAUUUUUUUGUCACCGUACCAACAACAGUAAUUGCCGCGAUUAUAUUCUAUAUUCCAUUAUUGAUUCGAUGUGAAAUUAUUUUGUGGAAAACUUUUUCAACCUUGGAUAUCUUUUGCGCGAUUGUCACGUUUUUUGGAUUCGUGCUGAUGACAAUUGCCCUUGUGCCGUUGAUAGUGGCGGGAGAUAUUCUACUUGUUGCAGUAGUGUUGUUGACCUCGUUUUAUCCAAUGUACAUGGCAGUUGUCGAGUCAAUAGAGGCUGGAUUUCGUGCAUCUAUUGAAGUAGCUGGUGAUGUCACGCGUCGAUACAUGGAAGCCGCAA